UAAUUGUAAUGACUAUGAUAAGUCUAUUUUGUAUUCUCAGAUGCUUCUGUUCCUGUCCCUGCUGAUCUUCUGUGUGCCUUCAGGUGGCGACACCUCCCCAAUCACCUGCUACAAUGACAAAGGAGAUGCUGUGGAUUGGUUCUAUUUGUACAAGCUGCCUAAAGAACAUGACACGGGUGAGAUGUAUUUACUGCUGGACAAAGGGAGUGAAGGCUGGACUAACGGGAAGGGGACAGUGAACGACACCACGGGCGCUCUGGGCAGGACCGUUGGACAACUCUACUCACAAGGAGAGAACACAGAGGUAGCAUACAUCCUUUACAAUGACCAGAAGCCAUCCGAGGACCUUGGUGACAGAUGGGUUGACAACAGUGGGAGUAAAGGGGGGCACACAAAAGGUGUUGUCCUGCUGGAUAAAAAUCAGGGCUUCUGGUUGGUCCACAGCACCCCUCAUUUCCCCCCUGUACGGCAGGCGGGAACGUUUUCUUACCCUUCUAGCGGUGUGAACAACGGGCAGAACUUCAUCUGCGUCACCUACCCGCUCGAGCGCUUCCAGACCAUCGGAGAGCAGCUUCAGAUCAAUCAGCCUAAUGUGUACGACUGCGACGUCCCAGAGUCCUUGGCGUCCCUCGUGCCCGCUCUGGCUGAUCUCUGUGUGAAGAAACAUCCCUCUGUUCACAUCUUUCCACACAUCAAACCUGUAUCCAAUCGCAGCGUGACUCUGACCUCAAAGGCUGGCACCAACUUCAUCAGCUUUGCCAAAGGAGCUUCUUUUGACAACGACCUGUACCACUCCUGGGUGGCCCCCAGCCUCCAGUCAGAUCUCCUGGUCCAGUUCUGGAUUCGCUCCAGAGGCAUCCUCCCCUCCGACUGCUCGCUGGGAUGGAAGGUCUUGGACAUCAAGCUCAUCAACCCGGGGCAGACGUUCGACUUCAAGAACAGCCAGGACCACUCUAAGUGGGCCGUCAGCACCACGGCGGGGGGGGCGGGGUCCGGAGGGGGAUGGGUGUGUGUGGGAGACAUCAACCGGAACCAGGCAGAGGAGAAGCGGGGCGGCGGCACGGUGUGUCUGCAGGACCCCGUGGUGUGGAAGGCGUACAGGACGGCGGCGCUGCAGUGCCAGGGCUGUGGAGGAGCAACGGGUCAGUGCUGACUCGCUGCUAGAGCAUGAUGGGAUACCUGGGCCUGAGGAGAGGAACAACACGCAUAAGAUAAUAACCGGCAUGUGGGUUUUUAGGUGAAAUGUUUGCACAUGUUUCUUUUAAUAUUUGAUUUAAAUGAAUGAUCUUUUCUAAAAUUGAAGGGCUGAAACUGAUCCACAUUUGGCAGGAAAUGGUGAGUUCAUGAGGGACUGCAUCAAUCAAAGUAAGAGGCGGAUUAAAGUUUUUGGUACCCAAAGCAAUUUGACUUCCAAAUGAUGAUUGGAUGUUAUUAAGGGCUGUUACACCCUCCUCUUCAGACUAAAAGCAUACAGAACAAUGCUGGAGGAGGACAAAUAUGACAGGAAGCAGAGGGCUUCAUUCAGUGUUAAUCAUAAUUUUUAAAAAACCUCAAAGUGCUACUUUAAAUUAAUGCAUUUUGAUCAAGGGUCUUAAACACUGCUGUGAGCUCUUUUAACAGAAACUGAAGAGACAUUGUGGUAACCGGUAGAUAUGAGCUACCUCGAUAAAUUACAACUUUUCUGAUGAUUUAUUUUUCUAUUCGCUUUUAAAUGAUUCGUGGGAACGUUCUCAGGGAUUCUCAAACUUUGCAGGUUGAAAAUAUGAUUUCACAAUUUUCAACAAUUUGGUAUUAUUAAUUGUUACACUCAGCAGAAAGUGAUGUUUUACAAAUAGUUAAACUACAGAUACUUUGUGUUUCAUGAAUGCUCGUAUUAUUAACUAGGUUGGUUAUAACUGUUUAUGAAUUUCUUAUGUGCUUUUCUGACAUAUCCAGAACUCUAUUUUUGUGUCUUAGAUUUUAUAGUUGUAUCAUACAUUCCUUGAUUAUGCUUGAAGGUGGAAUUGCUGGCUUGAAUCUGAAUAAAGAAUCUAAAACAGAG
Molecule: messenger RNA, 2041 nt
Organism: Notothenia coriiceps (black rockcod)
Lineage: Eukaryota; Metazoa; Chordata; Actinopteri; Perciformes; Nototheniidae
Gene: dnase2
Product: deoxyribonuclease II, lysosomal
Exons: 6
Coding region: 41-1153 (370 amino acids)
Biological process (GO): apoptotic DNA fragmentation
Molecular function (GO): deoxyribonuclease II activity
Source: RefSeq, a predicted model, not a curated record